This is a messenger RNA of Physella acuta, 1098 nucleotides long. RefSeq names its product sodium-dependent multivitamin transporter. Gene Ontology annotation, biological process: transmembrane transport; sodium ion transport. The record is from RefSeq and is a predicted model, not a curated record. Gene Ontology annotation, cellular component: membrane. NCBI's taxonomy places the organism in Eukaryota, Metazoa, Mollusca, Gastropoda, Physidae. Gene Ontology annotation, molecular function: symporter activity.
UAAAAGUAAAGAAAAUAGGCGUUAAAUUGUAGAGACUUCUGAAAUAACAAAACGAGUGUGAAAAUAUAGUAUAUAAACAUUAAGAUUUAAAUCAACGAAUUAUAACGGUUCUUUGAAUUAACAAACGGCAGACAUUUUGUGUUGGUAAAAUUUUAGUCUAGACACUUUAGUGCGGAACAAAUCUGUGUCGUGGUACUUGGCCCCGUAAUUUCGUCUGGCCAUCUGUCGUUACGUUUAUUAAGUCUACAUAUUAUUUUAAAUUAUGCAAUCCAUGCUGCACUAAUUAUAAAAACCAGCAGAUAAAGCAGGAACUCACAACACAACACCAGUCUGUACCGUGUUGUUCUCAGUCUGGCUUGGCUGUGUUGAACACAUGUCAUCUAGUUGGCGCGGAGUUAACAUAAGAUGGUUAUUAUGAAAAAUCACUUUGGCCCUGUCGACUAUGUUGUCUUUGCCGCCAUGUUGAUCAUAUCAAUGGCUAUAGGAGUUUGGUUCGCUCUCAGGGGAGGCAAACAGAAAACACAAGGUGAAUAUCUGAUGGCAAACCGAAGCCUCUCCAUCCUUCCUGUUGCCAUCUCCAUACUCGUCUCUUACAUGUCGGCCAUCUUGAUUCUUGGUUUUCCUGCGGAAAUGUAUACCCAGGGGACUGAAUUCUAUCUGACCACUUUUGGUGUCAUGCUGGGAGUUGUGUUAGCAGCCCUAGUUUUUGUACCCCUGAUGUAUCCGUUAAAAUUGACCAGUGCUUUUGAGUACUUGGAGGUCAGAUUUGAGUCAAGAGUUGUCCGCCUCGUGGGGACGAUGCUGAUGAUUCUCUCACAGGUGAUCUACAUGGGCAUCGCUUCAUUUGCUCCCUCUACAGCUUUAGAAGCAGUAACGGGCUUUCCAGUGUGGGGAUCUAUUCUAAGUAUUGGAGCUGUUGGUACGCUCUAUACUACAAUUGGAGGUAUGAAGGCUGUAAUCUGGACAGAUGUCUUCCAAUCGGUGAUAAUGCUGGCUGGUAUUUUGGCCAUUGUCAUUCAGGGUACUCUAAAAGUUGGUGGUAUGUCACGUGUGUGGGAGAUCAAUGAGGAGUGGGGCAGGAUCAAAUUCUUUAAGUAG